Molecule: messenger RNA, 466 nt
Organism: Cotesia congregata
Lineage: Eukaryota; Metazoa; Arthropoda; Insecta; Hymenoptera; Braconidae
Source: the annotation of a GenBank genome assembly
UUAAAAUACUUCCUGUAAUAGGUAUCCAAUUUACCAAAAAGGAAAUCCCCAGCUGCGGGUAUUCCUCCCCAACUUCUGGAUGAAACUUGUAAAACCUCAAUUUGAAGAGGUAAUACCAAACCAAUUUGAAUUUCACGUUUCGAUGGAAAUGACCAAGCACGACGUGAAAAACUACCUCCAAAAAAUUUACAAUCUCCCAGUACUUGACGUCAGAACUCGAAUAAAGAUGGGAAGAUUCAGGAGAUGUCCUAGUGGUGGUUACAUUGUCAAGGAUGAUGAUAUCAAAAUCGCCUACGCUAUUAUGCCCAAAGACUUCAAGUUUGAGUUUCCAGACAUAUUCAAACGAGAAGAGAAGAAAAAGGAGGAAAAGAUUGAUCAGCGAACUGUCGAUGAGAUGAAAAACGGAUACCAAACCUUUCUUAAGCACAACAAUAAACCUGGAGUUCCUGGAUGGUUUAGUAUCUAA